This is a messenger RNA of Leopardus geoffroyi (Geoffroy's cat), 1615 nucleotides long. RefSeq names its product chromosome E1 C17orf97 homolog (gene LIAT1). The record is from RefSeq and is a predicted model, not a curated record. Gene Ontology annotation, biological process: protein arginylation. Lineage: Eukaryota; Metazoa; Chordata; Mammalia; Carnivora; Felidae.
UGUGCGGCGGUCGCCAUGGAGACGCGUGGCCCUGGGCUGGCGCUUAGCUCCUGCGGCCGCGGGUCUUGGGCUGCCCCAGGCGCAGGUGGGCCGGGAGGGCGGAUGGACUGCCGCGGUGGGGCCCGGGCAUCCGGGUACGGCGAAGAGGGCAAGGACGACGACGAGGAGGAGGAGGAGGAGGAGCGAGAGGGUGACACUGCGAGCUCGCAGAGGGCCAAACUGCCCCCCAUAGCAGGCAACGCCUUAGAACUGAGCAAACAGAAGGUGAAGAAGAAAAGGAAGAAGAAGAAGACGAAAGGGUCCGGCAAGGGGGACGAUAAACAUCAGAGUCGAGGCCUGAAGAAUCAGCAGCUGUCCUCGUCCUUCCAUGACAUCUUAGGUCCCCGCAAAGAUCCCGGCCCGAGGCCAGAGCGCAAGCAGGACAAAGCUGAAAGCAAGCCCACGCCCCCUUACUCCUCCACUCGAAGUCUCCACUCUGUCGCUGAAAUAGAAAAGCACCUCACCAAGCAGGUCAACGAAAGCCUGCGUUGGGAUGGAAUUCUCGCCGACCCGGAGGCAGAGAAAGAAAGGAUUCGCAUAUAUAAACUGAACCGGAGGAAGCGGUACCAGCUCUUGGCCCUGAAGGGCCUCCACCCUGACCCGUGCGCCAAGGAGGACCCGGAAAGCCGGCCCUACCUCCCGGAGACAGACAGUGGCCCCGACGGCAGGAAGGCCCACCACCCCGAUCCCUUCUUCCGAGGCACCGUCACACAUUCUGACCUGGCUCUGCCAGAGUGACCAUCCACCCCUGACACCGACCGGCUUGCGCUUUGUCCUCCCCACAGGUUUACCCAUUAGAAAAGAAUAAUAAAAAGAAAUCGGACCUCCGUCGGAAGGAAGCGGAUGUCUGGUGUGUGGGGCGGGUCGGCCUCUCUCCUUCCACCAGGGCAUCCGAAUCGCCCGGGGGAACCGCAGUCCCUUAACCUCCGCAGUGUAAUGGACAGAGCUGCUUCAGGAUUUUUUGUUUCUUUCUCAGACAAGUUGGCAUCUCUUUCUUACUUAAUUUCUCGUCGCAGAUGUCUGUCAUCUUCCCCUCAGAAAGAGAAAGUGUGUAGAUGAUCUCAGUUCUAAAUCUUAAGCUAAUUUAACGGGUAAAACACAGCAUGCUUCUCUGGGCCGGAGAAAAGUGCCUCAAAUAUCCUGGAGCCUUUUUUUUUUUUUUUUUUUUUUUUUUUAAAUUACACACGCUCCCUUCCCUGAUGUGGUUGUCAAAAUAACUGAGUUCCAGAACUCCAACCCUGGGAGAUAAUUAUGAGAAGUCUCAAAAGGAAUAUUGCUUCUCUUCUAAAUAUGGUCCUCCCAGAGAGCAAAUUGCUGGUUGCCAGAGGGGAAGGGGUGGGGGCACGGCGGAAAUGGGUAAAGGGGCCCAACUGCUCAGUGAUGGAUGGUAAGCACACUUGUGGUGGUGAUCACUUUGUAGUGUGGGCAAAUACUGAAUUAUAAUGUACACCUGGAACGCCGUAAUGUUAUAUACCAAUUUUACCUCACUUAAAAAAUAUAUAUAUAUUGUCCUCUAAUCCCUUAAAACGGGAUUUUAAGCAAAGUUCUGGAGGAUUAAAAAGACCUUACUAUGCUA